AUGCGCGUUCCCCAGCUCAUCCUCUCCCUCUUCCUCCUCUUCACCUUCGUUGUUGCUCUGCCCGUGCCGGCACCGGUAGACGCACUUGUUGAGCGGGCGCAAAGCGCAUCUAAGAAGGGCAGCGCGGCGGGGAGGAAGAAGGAGGCUGCUGGCAUCGACAAGAACAUUAAUAUCCAAAAGCAGGAGCAAAAAGACGUCAAGAAGGUUCAAAAGGCCGAAGGCACAAAGGACUUCAAGAAGCAAUCGGGCCAGCUCAACAAGGACAUCGCUAAGGGACAGAAGCAACGCGAGAAGAACCAGAAGAACGCGGAUCCCAAGAAUAAGCAGUUGAAUGAUGGUCUCAAGAAGGUUCAAGGUGCACAGGCCAAGGAGUCGAAGCAGGCCAAGAGUCUGAAGGGCAAUAAUUCUAAGCAAGAUAAGGCUACGCUCAACAAGCUCUCGGGCGAGUUCAAGGGCGGUGAGCAGCAGAACAAGAAGAACAAGCAGGCCGCACUCAAUGGCGGUAAGAAGAAGGGCGGAAAGAGGUCUGCGGAGGAGGCCGAGGAGACUGAGGAGAUGGAGUAG
This is a messenger RNA of Colletotrichum fioriniae, 564 nucleotides long. RefSeq lists its product as uncharacterized. Lineage: Eukaryota; Fungi; Ascomycota; Sordariomycetes; Glomerellales; Glomerellaceae. The record is from RefSeq and is a predicted model, not a curated record.